Messenger RNA from Cynoglossus semilaevis (tongue sole), 561 nucleotides. RefSeq names its product ribosomal protein L31 (gene rpl31). Gene Ontology annotation, molecular function: structural constituent of ribosome. The coding region runs from base 146 to 520 and encodes 124 amino acids. Lineage: Eukaryota; Metazoa; Chordata; Actinopteri; Pleuronectiformes; Cynoglossidae. Gene Ontology annotation, biological process: cytoplasmic translation. Gene Ontology annotation, cellular component: cytosolic large ribosomal subunit; ribosome. The transcript is spliced from 5 exons. The record is from RefSeq and is a predicted model, not a curated record.
AUUAACAACACAACACCAUAUUGCUUACAGGAGGAACCUGGUUCAGUGGCUGGCGGACAGUAUCUCUGACGGACCGGUUUCCUUUUACCCAGAAGCCCCCGCCCUUAGUCCGUCCUUUCGACUUCCGCCUCUACUACGAGCGAAUAUGGCCCCAACCAAGAAGGGAGAGAAAAAGAAGGGGCGCUCUGCCAUCAAUGAAGUGGUGACCAGAGAGUACACCAUCAAUGUCCACAAGCGUAUCCAUGGCGUGAGCUUUAAGAAGAGGGCUCCCCGUGCCAUCAAGGAGAUCCGCAAGUUUGCUGUGAAGGAGAUGGGAACUCCUGAUGUACGCAUUGACACUCGUCUAAACAAGGCUGUGUGGAGUAAGGGUAUCAGGAACGUGCCAUACAGGAUGCGCGUACGUCUGUCCAGGAAGCGUAAUGAGGACGAAGACUCCCCCAACAAACUGUACACCCUGGUCACAUACGUUCCUGUCACCACAUGCAAAGGUCUGCAGACAGUAAAUGUUGAUGAAAACUAAAUUUGUCCCCUCUACGAGUGGAAUAAAUGGAGUAAAAAGAG